Hibiscus syriacus is the source of this 1640-nucleotide messenger RNA. Its product is annotated as GDP-Man:Man(3)GlcNAc(2)-PP-Dol alpha-1,2-mannosyltransferase-like. The transcript has 7 exons. Gene Ontology annotation, biological process: protein N-linked glycosylation. Gene Ontology annotation, molecular function: GDP-Man:Man(3)GlcNAc(2)-PP-Dol alpha-1,2-mannosyltransferase activity. Lineage: Eukaryota; Viridiplantae; Streptophyta; Magnoliopsida; Malvales; Malvaceae. Gene Ontology annotation, cellular component: endoplasmic reticulum membrane. The record is from RefSeq and is a predicted model, not a curated record. The coding region runs from base 97 to 1485 and encodes 462 amino acids.
UUGGUCAAGGUUUUUCCUUUUCUUCGUCCUCUCGAUUAGACGACUCUGAAAGUAAAAACCAUCUCCCCAUUUCUAAUUGAACAGAGAUUUCAGAUCAUGAUAAAUUGGAUUCUUUUUUGGUCUGUAAGCACUCUCCCACUCGCCGUAGUUCUUUUAUUUGCUUCGCAAAUUCUCAAUCGUCGUAGAAACAAGAAAGCAGCCGUCGGAUUCUUCCAUCCUUACACCAAUGAUGGCGGCGGCGGAGAGAGAGUCCUUUGGUGCGCCGUUAAAGCCAUCCAAGAACAAAACCCAGAUCUCGAUUCUGUUAUAUUCACUGGCGACCACGACGCCUCCUCUCAAUCCUUAAUGUCACGGGCCACCGAUCGCUUUGGCGUUUACCUCCUCAAUCCCCCUAAAGUGGUGCAUUUGAAUAAAAGAAAAUGGAUUGAAGAAACAACGUAUCCACACUUCACAAUGAUUGCUCAAAGCUUGGGAUCGGUUUAUUUAUCUUGGGAAGCCUUAAACAAGUUUACACCUUUGUAUUAUUUUGACACUAGUGGAUACGCUUUUACAUACCCAAUUGCACGUUUAUUUGGGUGCAAAGUUAUUUGUUAUACUCAUUAUCCUACUAUCAGCCUAGACAUGAUUUCUCGAGUUCGUCAACGAAGCUCUAUGUACAAUAAUGAUGCCGUAAUUGCUAGAAGCGUGUGGCUAUCCCAAUGCAAAAUUAUCUAUUAUACAAUUUUUAGCAGGAUGUAUGGAAUGGUUGGCUCUUGUGCGCAUCUUGUAAUGGUUAACUCUUCAUGGACUGAGUCUCACAUCGAGAAGCUUUGGGGAAUUCCUGAGCGUAUUAAACGAGUUUAUCCUCCUUGUGAUACUUCAGGACUUCAGGCACUUCCUUUGGAAAGAUCGGGGGAAACACCAAAAAUCAUAUCUGUUGCACAGUUCCGUCCAGAGAAGGCACAUAAUCUUCAACUUGAGGCCUUCUCUGUUGCCAUAAAAAAACUAGAUGCAGAAUUUCCAAGACCUAAGCUGCAGUUUGUAGGUAGUUGUCGAAAUAAAUCAGACGAGGAAAGACUUCAGAAUUUGAAAGACAAAGCGGUGCAAUUGAAUAUUCAAGACGAUGUGGAAUUCCAUAAAAAUGUGAUGUAUAGGGACUUGGUAAGACUUUUGGCAGGUGCUGUUGCCGGAAUCCACUCGAUGAUAGACGAGCACUUUGGCAUUAGUGUUGUAGAGUACAUGGCUGCAGGAGCCAUACCAAUUGCUCAUAAUUCUGCCGGCCCCAAAAUGGACAUUGUAUUAGAAGAAGAUGGACAACAAACAGGAUUUCUUGCCAAAAAUAUAGAAGAAUAUGCAGAUGCAAUCCUGAAAAUCGUAAAGAUGCCCGAGCCUGAAAGACUCAAGGUAGCUACAGUAGCACGGCGAAGAGCUAGCAGAUUUUCCGAGCAAAGAUUUUUUUAUGAUCUCAAAGCCGUAAUCCGACCAGUUAUAUGCCAUUCUUCCUAGUGAUAUGGGAUUGCAUUAGGCUUACAUUGACAUAGAAAACAGUAGUUAUAGGUCUACUUUUUCUUGUUUAUCGGGAUUAUGGACCCUUACAAAAUAGGUAUACUGUUAAUUUUGAUUUAAAAGCAUAGUGAAAGGAAUUUCAGUUUUUAAAUGAA